This is a messenger RNA of Protopolystoma xenopodis, 531 nucleotides long. The record is from the annotation of a GenBank genome assembly. Lineage: Eukaryota; Metazoa; Platyhelminthes; Monogenea; Polystomatidea; Polystomatidae.
AUGUUGUCAGCGGCGACAAGGCGGGAGGUGAUUCUGUAUAAUUGGCCGGGCCGGUCGGUCGGUCGUCGGGCCUGCCUCGCCCUCUCGUCUCCGAGGCCGGUUGUCAACUGGCACGAGAACCGAUCAACUUUGCCACUUUGCCGACGGGACUCGAACUCGCCAUCCGCGCUCUCAUCGUCGCCUCCGCACUCGUCUCCCGGCGUUUCACUUUCACCAUUCCGUUCUCAAUUCUCUCUCUCUCUCUCUCUAUCUAUCUCUCUCUCUCUCGCCGUCGGUUUGUGUCUCUUUGUCGCUUCUCUUGCCAGUCUCGAGGUUACGUCUGCCGCGGCAGUAAAAGCAGGCCGGCCGGGCAAAUGGCUCUGGGAAAGUUGGCGGAAAAGUCGACGAGGGGAGCAGAUGCGCCUCGAGACGGCGACUGAUGAAGUCCGUGGGACGGAGGAGGGGAGCAAGUUAGUAACUAGGCCGAUUGACCGGACGAGAGGGGGCGGUAGUCUGUGGUCGGCUCGAGUUGAGAAGAUAAAGUUGACGUGA